Morus notabilis is the source of this 904-nucleotide messenger RNA. Its product is annotated as CASP-like protein 4B1. The coding region runs from base 12 to 608 and encodes 198 amino acids. NCBI's taxonomy places the organism in Eukaryota, Viridiplantae, Streptophyta, Magnoliopsida, Rosales, Moraceae. The transcript has 3 exons. The record is from RefSeq and is a predicted model, not a curated record.
ACGACCGAUCCAUGACGAAUUCCGAGGACGGAGGGAAGCAGCAGAGCCACGUAGGAUCUGCGCCGACGGCCCCACCGACGGCUGACCUGGAGAAUCCGACGACGGAGGAGACGGCCAGUAUCGGAGUGGCUGGGAUCCUACGGCGGUGGAAGAGGGAGGACCUACUGAGAAGAGGAUCGUUGGCUUUGAGAGGAUUGGCUUUUCUUUUCUCUCUCCUUUCUUUCAUAAUCAUGGCCAGUAACAAACACGGCGAUUGGAAGAACUUCGAUCGAUACGAGGAAUUCAGAUAUGUGUUGGCAAUAGCGACUCUGUCGACGUUGUACAGCGGAGGACAAUGUUUGCUAAAAGUCCACGAACUUUCUACCGGGAAAUACCUGUUCCAGCGUUCGACGUCGGCUUUGUUCGACUUCUGUGGUGAUCAGAUUGCAGCAUACCUCUUGAUAUCGUCAGCAUCAUCGGCUGUUCCAAUGAUAAAUAGAAUGAGAGAAUCACAAGACAACAUAUUCACUGAUUCCUUAGCCUCGGCAAUUACCAUGUCAUUCCUAGCUUUCUUCACACUUGCUUUGUCAGCUGUCGUUUCAGGAUACAAGUUAUCAAAUCAAUCUUAAAUCUGUUCAACUUGAACCAUUCUUUCGUUUUGUUUCAUUUGUCACAUUAUACGUACCAAACUGUUUUAGAUUCAUCUAUUGUAUAAAAAGGGGUUAAGGUUAUAUAUUCAAAACACGGUUUUUUAUUUUUAUUUUUAUUUUUUUGUCUAUUAUUUUUCCUGAUUUGGAUUGUAAUCAGUUUCUUAAGCAUGAGCCAUCUGUGCAUUAACGAGUUUCGCUUAUGCUCUACAGAUUCCAAUAAGAGAUGUACAGAUUGUUGUUAUGAAAGAGCAGAAUGUUUAUGGCUUUUUGCCUUG